UUAUUGACCACCACUGUAGGCGUUGGUUGCAGUAAAAGGGGCUAAAAUCUUUACAAUAAAUAUUAAACAUAAACUAUGACGUAUUAUGAAAAUACUUUGAAUCAUACACAAAUAAUACAAUUUAUGUUUUAUGUUUACGUACCUUACACUUUUGUCUACUUUUUUGGCCCUGAUGGAAAUCGAAAUGCUCAAGGUGCAAGACAAACGCAUCCAAUUACGCAUUCCAUACCAAGUGCUCCAGUGAUUCAUUAGCUUGGGACUGGUUGGUUCAUCAGCAGAGUGAUUGGGUUGUGGUUUCAUUUGUUGUCAUUCUUGCUUCUAGAGAACAUUUUAUUCCACAACAAGCAAAAUGAGACCAAAUACAGCUAAUUCCUUCUUGGAGCUUCUAUUCAUAACGCUAUUGAUUGGCUCCCUUUUGCUGCUGUGCCCUGUUAGAGCAGCCGCUACCAAUAAUGUCAAUGUUCAGAGCUCAAACACUCUAAACAAGACUGAUCAACUGCCAGUCACCAUCUACUACGAGACUCUAUGCAGUGAUAGCAUGGUUUUUAUAACUCAUCAGCUGUACCCUUCCUGGUUGCGCCAUCAAAAAGAAAUGAAGCUUCGGCUGGUGCCCUUUGGAAAGGCAUGGAUCGAGGAGCAUCCCAACGAAGAACCCAAAUAUCAUUGCCAGCAUGGACCUCGAGAAUGUCAGCUGAACAUUUUGCACGGCUGCAUUCUCAAAAAACUGCCACCCAAAAAGGCAUUCUCGGUGGUGGCGUGUCUGAUGAAAAACUUCCGCACUAGCUUCGAACAGUGCAUGGAAGGACACGAGUCGUUCCAAACCUCCGUCGUUAAUUGCAGCCAAGGGCAACAGGGAGCUAAGUUGUUCAAAGAGUUUGCCAACGAAACAGAUAACGUUCAUCGGCCGCUUCCCUUCGUACCAACGAUCGUUGCUGAUGAGCCCUAUGACUAUUACGAGCAAGACGACUGGUUGCAACAUUUUGACAGGAAGUUUAUGGAACGUUAUGAGGCAAAGUUUGGUGUUAAGCUAUGAUGUGCGUCAUUAUGUGAAACAUGAAUAAGGUUCCAAUUUUUGCAGGAAUGACGAGCAGGAGUCAAACAAAUAUGUGUAAUAAAAUGUUAUCCAGAAUCAUU
This is a messenger RNA of Anopheles gambiae (African malaria mosquito), 1134 nucleotides long. RefSeq names its product GILT-like protein 2. The record is from RefSeq and is a predicted model, not a curated record. The transcript is spliced from 5 exons. Gene Ontology annotation, molecular function: oxidoreductase activity, acting on a sulfur group of donors, disulfide as acceptor. NCBI's taxonomy places the organism in Eukaryota, Metazoa, Arthropoda, Insecta, Diptera, Culicidae. Bases 350 to 1033 code for a protein of 227 amino acids.